AUGGCUUCCUCUGUGCCUCGGACGGUCUAUCUAGGCACUUUCAUCUCCGCGCCCCAUGCUGGACCGGAGGCAGGGCUCGAGAUUCGAGAUGGGGCCGUGCUGGUUUCCGCCGGGGGUGUUAUUGAGAAGUGUGAUUGGAGCGUUAGGUCGGCGGAGGAGGCGAGGGCGGUGUUCGGGGUGGGAGAGGAGGUUGGGGUGAGGACUUUGGGGGAGGGAGAGGGGAAUGGGUUCUGGUUUCCGGGGUUUGUUGAUACCCACAUCCACGCCCCUCAAUACCCCAACACCGGCAUCUUCGGGCAAUCCACCCUCCUCGACUGGCUAGAAACCUACACCUUCCCCCUAGAAUCAUCCCUCGGCAAUCCCAACUCACCCCUAUACACCAGUCAUCCCACGCACAAUGCCCCCACCGACCCCCUCACCCGCGCCAAACAGAUCUACCGCCGCGUCAUCUCGCGCACCCUCGCAUCCGGAACAACAACCGCAGCCUACUACGCCACCAUCCACGUCGAAGCCACGAACGCAUUGGCCGAUCUCGCCCUCGAGCUUGGUCAACGCGCUCUGAUUGGGCGUGUGUGCAUGGACGAAGCGAGGACAUGCCCGGAGUACUACCGCGACGAGAGCACGGAGGUCAGCAUGGCGAACUCGAGGGCUUGCGUCGAGCACUGCAGAACGCUAGACCCGAGCGGGGAGAGGAUCAAGCCAAUACUCACGCCCAGGUUUGCGCCGAGCUGUCAGCUUUCUACGUUGACUGCGCUGGCGAGGCUGGCGAAGCAGGAGCACCUGAUGGUGCAAACGCAUAUCUCGGAAACUACCUCGGAGAUCGAGAUGGUGAGGAGGAUGUUCCCGGAUUCGGAUUCUUACGCCGCAGUGUAUGACGACGCCGGGUUGUUGGGCGAGAAGACGAUCUUGGCGCAUGCUGUGCACCUGAGCAAGGAAGAAAGGGCACUGGUGAGGGAGAGGAAGGCCAAAGUGGCGCAUUGUCCGGCUAGUAAUUCGGCGUUGGGGUCAGGGUAUUGCCCUGUGAGGACGCUGUUGGAGGAGGGGAUCGACGUUGGUUUGGGGACAGAUGUUAGUGGUGGGUUUUCUUUGAGCGUGCUGGAGGCGGUGAGGCAGGCAUAUUUGGUUUCGAGGACGGUGGCAUAUCAUGCUGGUGGGAAUACCAAAUACAAUAUUGGCUUGGCGGAGGGGCUACAUCUGGCAACGGUGGGUGGGGCAAAGGUGGUGGGCAUGGAGGGACGAAUGGGGGCUUUUCGGGAGGGAAUGCUCUGGGAUGUUCAAGAGGUUGGGCUGGGCAGAGUUGAUGGGAAUGGUAAGGGUGAAUCAAGUGCUGUUGAUCUGUUUGGUUGGGAGUUUUGGGAAGAGAAGGUCGCCAAGUGGGUUUGGAAUGGCGAUGACAGAAAUGUGAAGAGGGUGUGGAUUGGUGGUAGACUUGUUCAUGGACAGGACUGA
Molecule: messenger RNA, 1449 nt
Organism: Endocarpon pusillum Z07020
Lineage: Eukaryota; Fungi; Ascomycota; Eurotiomycetes; Verrucariales; Verrucariaceae
Exons: 2
Coding region: 1-1449 (482 amino acids)
Biological process (GO): guanine metabolic process
Cellular component (GO): cytosol
Molecular function (GO): guanine deaminase activity; zinc ion binding
Source: RefSeq, a predicted model, not a curated record